Schistocerca americana (American grasshopper) is the source of this 4177-nucleotide messenger RNA. RefSeq names its product protein Wnt-1-like. The transcript is spliced from 5 exons. Gene Ontology annotation, cellular component: extracellular region. NCBI's taxonomy places the organism in Eukaryota, Metazoa, Arthropoda, Insecta, Orthoptera, Acrididae. The record is from RefSeq and is a predicted model, not a curated record. Gene Ontology annotation, molecular function: cytokine activity; frizzled binding. The coding region runs from base 23 to 1399 and encodes 458 amino acids. Gene Ontology annotation, biological process: cell fate commitment; multicellular organism development; neuron differentiation.
GCUAUGCGAACACUGAGCCGCCAUGAGGUGGAGCCGGCUGCUGCUGCUGCCGCUGCCACUGUCGCUGCUGUGCCUUCUGGCCGCCGCCGCAGCCGCCGACGCGCAGUCCACGUCCGCGCUGUCGACGCCGUCCGCCCCCGCGUCGCCCACGACACCCACCGCCACCGCUACUACUGCCGCCCCCGCAGGCCUGCGGGGACACCGGCGAGGAGGCGCCAACCGGAGACCGCGCAACGGGAACAGCGGGCACCACAACAACAGCCACGCCAACGGCAGCAACAACAACAACCACCGGGGAGGCACCGAGAGGCGGCAGCGACACCGCAAGGGAGGCGGAGGCCGCGGUCGCGGCUCCAAGUGGUGGGGGAUCGCCAAGAUCGGGGAGCCGACGAACCUGCUGCCGCUGCCGCCGGGGCGCGCCAAGGCGCUGGACCCCAUCAUCCACGCGACGCUGCGGCGGCGCCAGCGCCGGCUGGUGCUGGACAACCAGGGCGUGCUGAUGGCCGUCGUCAAGGGCGCCAAGCAGGCCAUCCUCGAGUGCCAGUACCAGUUCCGCAACCGCCGCUGGAACUGCUCCACGCGAAACUUCGUCCGCGGCAAGAACCUCUUCGGCAAGAUCGUCGACAGGGGCUGCCGGGAGACGGCGUUCAUCUACGCCAUCACGAGCGCCGGCGUGACGCACGCGAUAGCGCGCGCCUGCUCCGAGGGCAGCGUGUCGGCCUGCUCGUGCGACCACAGCUACGCGCACCGCGCGCCGCAGGCGGCGGCCGACUGGGAGUGGGGCGGCUGCUCCGACAACAUCGACUACGGCUUCAAGUUCUCCCGCGAGUUCGUCGACACGGGCGAGCGCGGACGCUCCCUCCGGGAGAAGAUGAAUCUUCACAACAAUGAGGCGGGCCGAGCGCACGUGGUGUCGGAGAUGCGGCGCGAGUGCAAGUGCCACGGCAUGUCGGGCUCGUGCACGAUCCGCACGUGCUGGAUGCGGUUGCCCAGCUUCCGCGUCGUGGGCGACAACCUGAAGGACCGCUUCGACGGCGCGUCGCGCGUCAUGCUGAGCAACGCGGCUGCGCCGGGCGGCGGCAAGCGCAGCCGCUACAACCUGCAGCUGCGGCCCUACAACCCGGACCACAAGCCGCCCGGCGUCAAGGACCUGGUGUACCUGGAGCCGUCGCCGGGCUUCUGCGAGCGCAACCCGCGCCUCGGCAUCCAGGGCACGCACGGCCGCCAGUGCAACGACACCUCCAUCGGCGUCGACGGCUGCGACCUCAUGUGCUGCGGGCGCGGCUACCGCACGCAGGAAAUCACCGUCGUCGAGCGCUGCGCGUGCACUUUCCACUGGUGCUGCGAGGUCAAGUGCAAGCUCUGCCGCACCGUCAAGACCAUCCACACGUGUCUCUAGGCGGCUCCCCUACGGACACCUCACCCCCCCCCACCCCCCCCCACCACCAACACGUCAACCAUUCCUCUUCUCAGCGCUGCUGGCCCUCCGACUCCGCAAACUCCUCUCCCGCUUCCUCCAGAAGUCUCUUCCCGUUCACCGUUUUCCCUACUGCAGUGUCAGUUUCACAUUUCGUCAUGCCCAGUUCCACUCCACAUGAUCAUCCUUUAAGAACGUGUCUGUAUCAGAAUUUACUUUCAUUGCCCGUUUUCCAGGAAUUUGGAACCGACAGGCCUUCUUCAGCAUCAAUAGUCCCAACAAUGCCAUUUCUGUGCAUCGAGAAACUGAACGACGCUGGCCCAGACGUAGUUGCUUGUAGCAACUAGGCACUUGUGAUCUGCUGUUCCGACUUCAGAGCCUGGACAAAAGAAGUAGUGCAUGCUUACCAAAAACUCUCACCUCUUACACGUCAACCGCCCCUCUUCUCAGCGCUGGUAGCCCUCUGACUCCACCAGCCCCUCUACCGCUUCCUCCAAACGAGUCUCCCCAUUCACCAUUUUCCCUAUUGCAGUGUCAAUUUCACAUAUCGUCAUGUCCAGUUCCCCUCCAUAUGACAAUCUUCUAAGACUUUGAGUCUAUAUCAGAAUUCCAUUUCCUUACCCCCUUCUUCAGGAAUCCAGAAUCGAAGUACCUUCUUGAGCAUAGCAGUGCUGUGUAACAAGAAACUGCAACGGCGCCGGUCCAUCCCAAUUUGGUCGCUUGUAGCAAAACAAUUUCUAGGCACUUCUGAACUAUUGUUCAGACUUAGAUCCUGGAGAAAUGAGUAGGCAUUGAAGAAGUGCGUGCUCGCAAAGAGCCCCGUUUACCACGAACGGGCUUGUCACUACUCUUCAAGAUUCUGCUGUGCAAGCAAUGAAACGUGCUUACUGCCUUACACCGCACUCGAAUCUAGUCUAAGAGUUCGAUUACGUGCGUUGCUCCACAAGUUUUUACCCUUGAGCUAUAAGAAUAUGGCUCCAAAUGAUUUUACCAUGCAUCUGAGGUAAUAGUCUAGAGCCGAAUAUAUUGGUGACUAAGUUCUUCCCUAUAUACUCGAAAUGGGGGACGAGCCACUAUCAAGUGGACGGGCAACUCGCAGCCCAGCCAUUUUCAGAAUUCACACCGCUGGUGAGAGGCUCUUCAGGUACUUCGUAUAUGCUGGCACAUCAUUCACAGCAUUUCUCCCAAUUUACCCAGUUACUACGGUUUCCAUUUUCUCUCCUCUCUCAAACCAUGCUACUCAAUAGUUUUUCAUACACAAAGGCUCACACACUUGCUGAUAAAGGCACUACCAAUGAUACUAAUAUGUUUACAAACAUCAAAAUUCUUCUCUCAGAUCGAUACCUUUUACUCGGGACCGUUAAUAUAUAGAGAGGCAACAAGUGAAGAAUCUCCUUCGUUUCCAACGGCUGCAUUUUCAUGCAAAUGUAAACCAGAACUGCGUAAGUCAGCCGUUUGAUAGAAAUCGUCAGUAUCCAGACACAACCAAUCUUUCAUUGUCGCCUUUUCUUACAUGAAUCCCUCUGUCCUUCCACUCUUUUAAGUUUCCGCCUACGUCUCAUCCUGUGCGUCUUAACCCUAGAAGAGCUACAGUAGGAACACUUGUCUUACACGAUACACUGUAGCAGGUGUUUCCGCUUCCUCCCGCUCCUUGUUCCUGCUGGUCAGAGCGCGCACACCCCUCUGGGCGCAGGGGUGGUCGAGCGAAGGGAUCAUAAAUCGUCCUGGGAAGGAGUUUCACCCGUGUGUGUGUAUGUAUGUGUGUGUGGCGUGCGUGUGUGUUCGCUGGGAGGGGUAGCGGACCGGCGUUAUCUGUGAGGACGGCAAACACGCGCCGACAAACACCGGGGAGUUAUCUCGGAGACAGUUGGGCAAACAGUGAAAGCGUUCUGUACAUACGUCUGUGUAAAUACUUGAGAGACGCUAAAGACAAUAUAGUUUUCAAAGAGUUGCGCCGGGGAGGGCCUCGCCUGCCCUCGUCUUCCUACCUGCGGCGCGCCGGCCGCGGCGGCUGCUGCCCUGAAGACUGACGUCCGCUGUUGUAAAUCUACUGUAAUUAAACGAAACACGACUGCGACGCUCGUAUUUAAAAGAAAGAGUGUACCUUCCGAUGCCAUAAGCUAUUGUAAUUUUCCUUACAGAUGACUGAGUUUAAUUGUACAGGGUUUGUGUAGUCAUCCCAAAGCGUAUUACUUGACACUAGUCAAAACUGAAUGAAAGCGUUCUCGUAGAAACGCUGUACAUAUGCAAGACAUAAUGCUAUAAAUAUAUAUAUUUUUUGUAAUCUAGAUAAUUUAGCGCUUAAGAUGAUUAUAACACUAGAAGCGUGUUGAGUUACACUUUACAUUAUGUUUAGUUAUACAUUUAAAUGAUACUGCCUAGAUAUAUUAUUUAUUGAAUGACUGUCUGUCAAAAACAUUUGCGUCCUUAAAAAAUCACGAUUGCCAAAAUUUGUAAAUAUAGUGGAUUUCUUAUGAAUUUAGACGCUAAGAGAGAGACUACUUACAUGUUUGUACUGUGUCUGUACAUAUCUUAGUAUUUAUGUUGAGAAGUAUUUAAUUUGAAUUUUUGUGUACAUAUUAACGGAGUAGAGACUGUUUCUUUUCCGAUUCUGAAGUACUUAAUUACCAAACGCAAGAAGCGUAAUUAUUUGUGACAAUAUCAUCUAAUUUACAAGAAGAUAAUUUUUUGUUCACAGUUGUGUGUCUUUUGAGUUCUGAAAUUCCAAAUGAACUUUUUAUUUUUAUUUUAACUAUUCUA